Folsomia candida is the source of this 904-nucleotide messenger RNA. RefSeq names its product NADH dehydrogenase [ubiquinone] 1 beta subcomplex subunit 10 (gene ND-PDSW). The record is from RefSeq and is a predicted model, not a curated record. NCBI's taxonomy places the organism in Eukaryota, Metazoa, Arthropoda, Collembola, Entomobryomorpha, Isotomidae. The transcript is spliced from 4 exons. The coding region runs from base 159 to 722 and encodes 187 amino acids.
GGGUGAAAGUUGGUAAAUAUUUGUUCUGGGGCGGAUUGAGACACCGUGCAACCCGCCAGGUUUGACUUGGGUUUGGAUUGGGCUGGAGGAAAUAAAAUAAGCUGAAAAUUUCCAGUUUUUUAAAGAAAUUUUGGAACCCUUUCUGGGAAUAAGCAAAAAUGUCGGACCACUCCCCCGCCGAGGAUUACGACUUUAAUAAACAUGACCACUCUGCUCCGCCGAAGCAAGCUCCUCGGGGUGCCGGAGUAGAUACGAGCGAUUGGCUUAUUUCUCUCGUGGACCGGCCUGUGACCUGGUUUAGAGAAAAAAUUGUGACCCCGAAUCAAACAAAGUACCCGUGGUAUCACGAACGGCUCCGCCGCGUCCCCACCAUCGAUCAAUGCUAUCUUGACGACCAAUUGUGCAUCUACGAAGCUGACAUGCAAUACAGGCGAGAUAAGAAUGUGGACAAUGAAAUCCUGAACAUUUUACGUUAUCGGAUGGACGAUUGUGUCCGUGAGGAGUAUCCCGAUUAUGAAAAGUGCUUCCCACUCAAGGAAGCGUAUGAAGUUGCGGCGGCCAAUUGGUUCACUAAAUACGGCGAUCUUGGUGCUAUACAUAACGUCAAGUAUGCAUUCAUGAAGCAGAAACAUCGCCUCUUGUGGGAGCGACGCCACGGAAAAGUCGGAUGCGGAAUGAAAAGCAAAGACAAUGAAAUUUCCGCGGAGGAUAACGACCAUUAAAAAAAUUACCAGAAAUUUCAAAUAUGCGAGUGUAGUGUGUUCAGCGGGCUUAAAAUGAUUGUAAAUUGUAGCUUUUGCCAACAAAAAUGAGUCAAAAAUUUAUAAAGUAGACAUUCUGCUGUAUAAAUUCGUUAAUUUAGUAGAAAUAAUAAAGUACAUUACAUUUCUGUUAAAAACUGGAA